Molecule: messenger RNA, 390 nt
Organism: Candida tropicalis MYA-3404
Lineage: Eukaryota; Fungi; Ascomycota; Pichiomycetes; Serinales; Debaryomycetaceae
Gene: TRX2
Product: Trx2p
Exons: 1
Coding region: 1-390 (129 amino acids)
Source: RefSeq, a predicted model, not a curated record
AUGUUGCAAAAUAUCCAAACCAAACAACAAUUUUCUUCUGCUUUACAAAACAAGAAUGAUAUGAUUGUUCUUGAUUUCUUUGAUGAAUGUUCACAUUGCAGUGGCUUGAAUGACAAGUUGGAUGAAUUUUCUGAAAUGUAUGAAGAUAGAAACAUUAGAUUUUAUAAAGUGAACAUUGAAGAAGAUAGAGAAUUGGCUGAUGAUUAUAAGGUUUCUUCAAUUCCAACCACUUUGUUUUUCAAAAAGGGUAAGAUUAUUGAUAAAGUUGUUGGUCCUGAACCUAAUGAAAUUAAGAAGGUUUUAGAGAAGGAUUUACUGUCUUCAACUACUGGUACUUCAUCUCACGGAACUUCUGGUUCAACUCGUCAAACUCAAUCAUCAACUUCAUAA